Messenger RNA from Clupea harengus (Atlantic herring), 2066 nucleotides. It is a transcript of the gene eri1, whose product is annotated as exoribonuclease 1. The record is from RefSeq and is a predicted model, not a curated record. NCBI's taxonomy places the organism in Eukaryota, Metazoa, Chordata, Actinopteri, Clupeiformes, Clupeidae. Gene Ontology annotation, cellular component: nucleolus; cytoplasm. Gene Ontology annotation, molecular function: nucleic acid binding; 3'-5'-RNA exonuclease activity.
UCCCCGCCGAAGGUGGGCGCUGUUUCGUGUGGAACAGAAGUCAUGCAAUUGAAAUCUCAGAAGAGGAAGACGUGCUGCGGUGUUUACCUUUUCCCUCGUUUUUAAUUACAUAUGUCAGUUAAAACCAAAAGGCGAUAAUUCAGACUAUUUUCUCUGCUUUGUUUUCUCAGCUUCGUGCGCUGACGUUGUCACAGCAAACACGUACUAAAUCUUUCAGACUGUUUAUCUCUGUGCCAUUGCUCUGCUGCGAGCUCGUGGUAUGUUAGCUGAGAAGGGGCGCGCGAAAACCUGGGAACCCAACAGCCCGAGUAACGUUACUCGAGCCAAAGGGUUUCAGAGCGUUUCUUUUCCGCAUUCAGAUAUGGAAGAACAGAAGGAGAAUAUCCAAGAUCAGGACGAAAAUAAGAGUCCGGGUGAUUCUGGGGCCCGUGACACCCCCCAUUUGAAACCCGCUUGCCCUCCCGGUAGCAGCAUCGUGGAUUCGGAGCCAGCUGUGCCGCCUUCGCACAGGGAGUUCAGCGACCCUGUGUACAAAGAGAUUGCUCUGGCCAACGGACACAUCAACCGCAUGAAUCGGGAUGAGCUGCGCGCCAAGCUGUCCGAACUGAAGUUGGACACGAGGGGUGUGAAAGAUGUACUGAAGAAACGCUUGAAAAGCUACUACAAGAAGCAGAAACUGACACUCUCUGCAGCUGAGGCGGCGAAGACGGGCAUGUUCUAUGACUUAAUCUGUGUGGUCGACUUUGAGGCCACUUGCGAAGAGAACAACCCUCAGGACUUUGAGCACGAAAUCAUCGAGUUCCCCAUCGUCCUCAUCGACACACACACACUGGAGAUUGUUGACAGCUUUCAGGAGUAUGUGAAGCCAGAGAUCAACCCCAAGCUUUCAGAUUUCUGCGUCCAGUUGACCGGAAUCACACAGAAAAUGGUGGAUGAAGCAGACACCUUCCCCGCCGUGCUCCGACGAGUGGUCAGCUGGCUGCAGGAGAAAGAGCUGGGCACAAAAUACAGAUAUACACUACUGACAGAUGGGUCUUGGGACAUGAGCAAGUUCCUCAAUAUUCAGUGUAGAAUUAGUGGAAUCAGAUAUCCACCCUUUGCCAGGAAAUGGAUCAAUAUCAGAAAAUCCUACGGGAACUUUUACAAGGUUCCACGCACAAAUACGAAGCUGAGCAGCAUGUUGGAGAAGCUAGGGUUGAAGUACGAGGGACGGCCACACUGUGGUCUGGACGACGCGCGCAAUAUCUCCCGCAUCGCCCUGCGCAUGCUGCAAGACGGCUGCCAGCUGCGCGACAAUGAGCACUUGCACGAAGGCCAACUCCAGAGCGUGCCCAGUUCAGAUCCGCCUGAGGGAGCUCCACCCCCACACAACCCCAAAGGCAGACACUAGACCCACAAGCAUGUCCUGAUUGGUGGGGUCACUGAGAAAUCACUGUCUUCAGUGUCCUGUUACGGAUAUAAUAGAAAAUGGAAUCCAUUAUCUUUUCAGUACAUUGAUUGUGACGGCACAAAAAUGGAAUCCCACAACUAAGGAAAUAAAGUAGGGAAUCCAUUAUGUCUCAGAUUGUGACUUCACAAAAAUGGAGUUUAUUACCCCUCUAGUGUAUGAUUAUGUCAAGAGGGUCCAGGAUUAUUCACCUGAGCCCCAAAGCAUGGACUCAAUUUAGGGACAGCUGCUCUCUGCUCUUCCCCUAUAGCACAUAUGUCAAUAUCUCUGUCCGGUUAGAGCUUUCACCUCCAUCCUUCCUCCAUCUUUUUUAUGCAGUGCCUUGAAAAAUGUCCAUGAUGUCAGUGUUUCCAGGCAUUCCAAGGGGUUGCAGUCUUUUGAACAAUGGUGGUCCUACACUUGUGUGCUUGUGUAUACUUGUGUUCCACAUUUUGUGCUUGUCUUGGGCAGAGCUGUGACGGCUCAGCUUUUUAUGCUCUGUGGUCUUUCUUCUCUGUGUCUUUAUUUAAUGUUAGUGGAAAAGAGAAAUAUUGCAACAUUUUUGCACACGUCAGAUGGAUUACGCAAAUGCUUCUCUGUUCAUCUGUCUUGUCCCAUCAAUAAAAACAUUGCCCUCUUU